Molecule: messenger RNA, 1143 nt
Organism: Maylandia zebra (zebra mbuna)
Lineage: Eukaryota; Metazoa; Chordata; Actinopteri; Cichliformes; Cichlidae
Product: goosecoid
Biological process (GO): regulation of transcription by RNA polymerase II
Cellular component (GO): nucleus
Molecular function (GO): DNA-binding transcription factor activity, RNA polymerase II-specific; RNA polymerase II cis-regulatory region sequence-specific DNA binding
Source: RefSeq, a predicted model, not a curated record
AGAGAGAGAGAGCACACACGAGUCCCGGAGCCGCGAUGACGCAGUUGUAGCUUACGUUCUCCCUGAGCACGGAAUCCCGUCAGUCCAGGACGCUCACAGCUGGUUCCCACUUUUCGGAGAGUUCCCGCCGCACACCGGUGUGAUGCCCGCCGGGAUGUUCAGCAUCGACAGCAUCCUGUCCGCGCGGCCGAGCUGUAAGGAGCCGCUGCUGCUGCACCGGAGCGGCCCGGUGGUGCUGUCCGCCGGCCUGACGGACUCUCUCUACACCGACUACAACGGACUGUAUUCAGCCACGUGCGGGCCCGUGGCCCCCCCGGUGCAGCCCGUGAGCGGGAGCAGGAUCGGAUAUAAUGGCUACUACUACAGCCAGCUGCACGUCCAGGGCGCCGCGGCAGGGCCCCCGUGCUGCGGCUCCGUGCCCGGCCUCAGCCCGCAGCAGUGCCCCUGCAUCCCCACAGGCUAUGACAGCCCGGGCUCGGUGCUGAUCUCUCCGGUGCCCCACCAGAUGAUGUCCUACAUGAACAUGAGCAGCCUGUCUCGGACCGAGCUGCAGCUCCUCAACCAGCUGCACUGCCGCAGGAAGCGAAGGCACCGCACCAUCUUCACGGACGAGCAGCUCGAGGCUCUGGAGGGCCUCUUCCAAGAAACUAAGUAUCCGGACGUCGGCACUCGCGAACAACUUGCCCGCAAGGUCCACCUCCGCGAGGAGAAGGUCGAGGUGUGGUUCAAAAACAGACGUGCGAAGUGGAGGAGGCAGAAAAGGUCUUCAUCGGAAGAAUCAGAGAACUCUCAGAAAUGGAACAAAUCCACUAAAACGUCCGCGGAGAAACCCGAAGAGAGUAAGAGCGAGGUGGACUCGGACAGCUGAUAACAGAGCGGACCUAACACGGCCUCAUCGGCUUGUCCCGUGGAAAUCGAUGUGGACCCCGAGACAUUGUGGUGGUGUGGUGUUGCCAUGUUGCACAGUUGUAUAUAUAUCUACAUUUUAUUAUUGACUGUGUUCAUUAUUUAAAUUUAAUUUAAGCUGCUUUUGUAACGUUCCACACACAGGGAUGAGACGCCCUCUGAACUGACUGACGUGUGAAUAUAUCGUGAUGUUCUCUAUAUGUGAUAUUUUCAUGGAUAUUAAAUGUUGUAAUUCUA